AUGCUCAAAAUAAUUCAAGAUGAAAUCCUUAUCAAGCAUGCCUGGAUCAAACAGAAUUAUGAAGAAAGCUGGCCUAUUCCAGCACUAAUCAAGACAGCAAUAGAGAAUUGUAAAACAGUUCUUCGACAAAAGGCCAAACAAAAAGGUGAAAAUGUUAAAUGGAUCCCAGGACUACAGCGCAUAGCUCAUCAUGUCUCCCAGAAUAAUACUGCCAUAGAUAAUGUCGCCAUCAAGAGUGACACUGAACUGGGCAACUGCGGAAAUGACCCCACCAAAUCAGACGAAGAAUCAGAUGACAGCUGCACUAAAUUUGAUGGGGGCCACACUGAAUCAGAUGAUGACCAAAUUGAAUCAGAUGAUUACCAUGCUAAGGGUGUGGGAAACCAAGGGAUUACUGGAAAAGUCAAACCAAAUAGGGAUGACAAGGAUAGGGUCAUCCAUGACCAGUCUGAUGAGACAUCGCACCCAAGACAACCAUCAGCCAAGAAAUGCAAAAUUCCAUCAAGAAUCCGCUUGCAUCUCCCUUCAAAGAACAAAUACAUUGAUGAUGCUCUCAUGGAUGAAGACAUCGAUCCUCUUUGUCAUAUCCAUCCACAGCCAUUGCCUUCACUACCUCUGGUCCCUCUGGACUACCUCUGCUCCUUCUUCACUAACCUCGGAGCUCCUGUAUUCCACAAUCACCUCCACUUCCCUCGAUGGUCACCACCCCUCUUUUCAAUAUAUUACCUAUGCCUCCCUAAGUACAGAGCCCUGAAGGCUUCCAGACAGCUCUGA
Cantharellus anzutake is the source of this 774-nucleotide messenger RNA. RefSeq lists its product as uncharacterized. The record is from RefSeq and is a predicted model, not a curated record. Lineage: Eukaryota; Fungi; Basidiomycota; Agaricomycetes; Cantharellales; Hydnaceae. The transcript has 6 exons. The coding region runs from base 1 to 774 and encodes 257 amino acids.